Messenger RNA from Gambusia affinis (western mosquitofish), 1165 nucleotides. It is a transcript of the gene glrx2, whose product is annotated as glutaredoxin 2. The record is from RefSeq and is a predicted model, not a curated record. The transcript has 4 exons. The coding region runs from base 87 to 596 and encodes 169 amino acids. NCBI's taxonomy places the organism in Eukaryota, Metazoa, Chordata, Actinopteri, Cyprinodontiformes, Poeciliidae.
CAACGGUGUAAAUAAGAGGUCAAAACCUAACGAAAAGCUUUAGACCGUGUGUUGUGUUGCUCCAGAGCUGCUCAUACACUAACAGCAUGUUUUAUUCGAGGCACAAAUUUGAGUCUUUACUUGCCUUUUGUUCAUUUUUCACCGUGUUUAUCCGCUCAGACUGUCUUCGUAGAGUGGUAUGGAUUGAUUGCAGAAGGAUGGGGAAUCUUAUCUCUUCCAGUACUGGGAGUCUCUCCAGUACAGCCUGUGUACAACUUGUUCAGGAGAUGGUGUCACAGAACUGUGUUGUCAUAUUCUCCAAGACCACCUGUCCCUAUUGCAAAAUGGCCAAAAAUGUGUUCAAUGAAAUUGGUGCCAAUUACAAGGUGAUUGAACUGGACCAGCACAACGAUGGGAAGAGACUUCAGGAGGCCUUGGCACAGUUGACUGGUGUCAGAACAGUUCCAAGAGUUUUUGUGAAUGGAAGCUGCAUUGGGGGCGGCUCUGACACCAAGCAGCUCCAUCAGCAGGGAAAGUUACUGCCGCUCAUCGAGCGGUGUUCCCCCUGCUGUGUUACUGAAGGAUCAGGCAGUGGACACUUUGAACCUUCUAAAUGACUAACCGUCAUUGUAGCCUUUUUAAAUCCUCUAUUAUUUAAUGCUUUGCUUAAUUGUAUACUAGAAGUUACACAUUAUUUGAACAUGUCUAUUCUCUUGGUUUAUCAAAGUCAAACAGAUUGUUGAUGUCUAAUUUGCUUAUAUUUUCUCAGAGAUGUGUAGUAUCAGUAUACAUUUUAUUCAAAUCUCCCAUCUUUAAACAUAAGUAAACCCUGAAAGCACUUCUAUUCCUUUGUUGAAUUACAAAAUAAAAGAAAAAAAUAGUUUAAACUUUAAUAUGUCCUGGAUUUGGGAUACCUGGAAAUAUUUAAACACCUGAUUAUAACACACACUUUACUAUGCUGCUAGUCUGCAAAUCUUGGAGAACAACAUUAUGUGUAUUUAAGUAGCUUAUUGUUUUUUGACAUUUUAGCAAUAGCUGUGAAUGUCUGAAUGUUUACUAGAGAAAAGCAUUGAUAAAGAAUCUCCAAUGCAUGUCAAAGGAUUCAGGAGAGCCUAAAUAGGAGAAAAUGUUUUUAUUCCUGUAAAUCGGAUGUAUAUUAUUUAAUAAACAUAAAAAAAGACCAUUC